Molecule: messenger RNA, 2524 nt
Organism: Didymodactylos carnosus
Lineage: Eukaryota; Metazoa; Rotifera; Eurotatoria; Philodinida; Philodinidae
Source: the annotation of a GenBank genome assembly
GAUCUCAGUAACUUAGAAUCAAUACUGUCGACUACUGAGACUUCAAUAUUAACAAUAACAGGUACAAUUAAGUUACAUCAUCUCUUCCAAUAUACAAGCCAAAUAAAAUGUUGAUUUUGAUGGAUUCAUCUUUCUCUACUUCAGCGAAUGUCACAACAGAUAUCAACAGUGGUUCUGUGACUACAAUAAGCACCGCUUUGAUUUUGCGGACAACAACAAACUCAAUGCCAAAUAGUAAGUUUAAUGAUAUUAUUCAUAUUUCUAUCGACUCUUUACAGUUGGAUGCGACUAGCUGCGAGGAAGCAUCUACAAUGGAGGAUUCAAACACUAAUGCAUACUAUGUUUUGAUGUGCUAGCUACUAAUCAAUUCAAAACAAAAUUCACUUAAUCAGCUUUUUAAUAAUUUAUGACCAACAGAGAUGGAGUCGUAUAGUUUCCAGAAUUUAGUACUCUCUAGAUCAGAGGUUAGAAACUAAUGAAUAAAACGUGUUAAAGGUACUAUCUGUAUUUGGUGUGUCUUAUCUGUCCAAAUAAGACAAUGUGACCACGAAAAAGCUCUGAUACAAACCUAUACGUCUCUCACGUCAGUUCAUGGUUCAAAGUGCAAUCUAAAUCCAACCUCGGGUCCUCUAUUUUAUGUGGUUUAAGCGUGAUAUCGAAUUACCUGAGAUCGUAUAAGUAUGUCUCAAUUAAUUUGCAAUAAACUUAAAAACGUUUGAAACGUAAUUUAUUGGCCAUUUCACAUUUCUUGUAAAGAAAAGUAUUGAAUAAAUAAGCACAAAAAAGACUAAUACAACAAAUUGUUUUAAACAGAUUUUCCGGAACUCUAGCAAACGAAAACGAAUUUACUUCACUUUUUAGGUACUGCUAUCAUGCUCAUUGAAUAUAACUAAGUUUUCAAACCAUUUGGCUUGAUGUUGAAUGAGUUACAAAGUUUUCAUGCUCGUAUGAAUAUAAUUUGUAUUAAAAGCUACUCAAUAAAAUAACGAAGUACUUUCUUUAUCGAAACGGCUAUGGUAGUGCGAACAGGGCCCAAUUUUAAGCAAAAUCUGCUCUCGGUAUUUUUAAGUUACUUUGAAUCAGAGUUUGUAAAGAAAAUAUUUGUGUACAUUUCUCGGCAUAGCCGAGCUUUAAAAACGCUCUACAAUAUGUGUUAAUGGAAAACGUAACGAAGCCUGGCAGCGUCCUUUGUGAAUUUAAUACUCCAUAUGUUCCAGCUACGGCACUGCGCCUAAAUGGCAUUGGCUUUCCUUGGAACCCCACGAUUCGUACCCGAUGACUUCGAACAGCCUUGAAAUCGAAUGGAACAUAGGUAAUCGACAACGUUGAAUUUUUCAGCAAUGUUUGUUUUUAAAAACAAACCGAGUUUUAUGAAUAGUUAGAGUUUUCAAACUGUUACCACAUAAUACUAAAAAAUUCACUAUUAACUCAAAAAGCGUCAGAACGAGUUAAAACUCCCGGGUAAAAUUACUUAUGUCCACUAAAAGUAACCAUACCAUCCGAAAGUCAGAAAAUUAUCGGGUUAGUUCACAGACUUUCAAGAAAUCCUUUUUACAAAAGACAAAGUUGUAGAUUUUUUCUACGUAUCAUAUACAUUGUCCUAAUACUGUACAUCCGGAACUUUUUGACUCGUUCUGACCCUUUUUGAAUGAAUAGUGAGCGAAUGUUUUAGUAUUUAGGGGGCAGAUUUCGCUUCAAAUUGGCACCGUCAUUUACUUGUUAAAAAUGAAAAUAUUUCUUGUUUUUAGUUAAUUGUUCAACUGGAUAUAUGUAUUCUUCCGUUAAUCGUAGUUGUGUGUCUUUUAUCGAAGCAAUCUAUAAUUCCUUGUUUAUACUCAAUUCAACUAAUGUUGACACAAACGGUUUAGCAGAUGCAUUAGAAGAUUACUAUGAAGCAUUAACGAAUAUCGAUAUCACUGAAAAUUCAUCACUACUAUUAGAUGCUAAUCAAUUAGAUCAUAUUAUCGAUAUGGGAAUCAAUAUAAAUAUAAUGAGAAACACAUCAGAUCUCUUUCUUCUCUCAUCGAAUGAUACGUUAAUUAUCGGCGCUGUAUUGUAUUCAUAUUUAUUUCAUCAAGGCGGUGAUAUUAUAACCAAUUCGAAUGUAAAUAACUUUAGGCCUAACAUAUCAUCUGCAGUAAUUGUAAAUAAUACCGUUCAGUUAAAAAUUCAAUUAUUAAAGUUUUUAUUAAUUAAGAAACCCGAUAAUUAUAAACAAUAUGAUAAAAAUGAUACAAUAUUAAUUUCAUCUGUUAUUAUCGUCAGUAUUAAUUUGAUCAUUGAACAACAGGCUGACAUAAUGCUUUAUUUUUCACCGAUUUAUAACACAAGUGAAAUCACUCCAACAACAUCAUUAUCUUCUCUUCAAUGUUCAUUUUGGGAUGGUAAUGGAUGGAAUCAAACUGGUUGUAAAUUGAUUGGUUAUAACUCAAUUAUGCAUGUAUAUGAAUGUUAUUGUACACAUGCUACCACGUUUGCCUUGUUAUGGUUACCAUUAUCAGAAAUAUGUAUGGGUAAUAUUUAA